Molecule: messenger RNA, 806 nt
Organism: Corticium candelabrum
Lineage: Eukaryota; Metazoa; Porifera; Homoscleromorpha; Homosclerophorida; Plakinidae
Exons: 2
Coding region: 137-685 (182 amino acids)
Source: RefSeq, a predicted model, not a curated record
AGACAAGGUGUCCAUUCCGGUUGUAGCAGGUAUAGCUGCUGGAUGCGGAGUUAUACUGAUCACACCCAUUUUACUCCUACUCCUAUUUUGCCUACAUCGCAAGAAGCGAUCUGAACGGAAAGUAGAAAGCUGCAGAAUGACACUUCAAGCGUCUGUAACGUCAGAGACAGUCAACAUUCAGCUCGUGGAAACAAAGAAAGAAGACGCCGUUCCUGAUGACGAUUACGAUUACUUCAUCUGGACACAAAGAGAGGACCCGGUGGAUGAUUUAUUUCAACCGCUUGCUAGAGAUGACGAUGACGAACUUUCAAUGAUCGACCACCGUCAAAUUGAUAUUGAUGGUGUGAUCUAUGACAUUCCUCAAUCUCUACUACCUCGUACAUUGACGCAGGCGAGCGGAGUUUACGACAAACUCGAGCCCAUAGAUCCAAACAAGCAACUAGUACUAGGUGGACAGAUCUACGACAUCCCACGCAAAUUGCUAGAGGAACAGAAUGCCAUACAAUUGAGUGUCCUGGUACCCGAGGUGAGACGGUCUCCGGUACCGUCCCGCGGAUUGCUCGCUAGUCAAUGCGACAAACAUUAUGUCGAACUAGAUGCUGACACGUCCUCGUCGAAACUAUCAAUCGUGAGACUUCCGAAAGAUGUGAGGCAGAGAGGUCGAUCCCUUACUGGACCUCUCUAGCCAAACUGUCUACUAUAUACAUGUCAUGUCUACAUGUAUACGUGAGAGUUCGCUCAUAAAAAUUAACUAAUUCAGCGUUUCAUUGCUAUUUGGAAGCGAGACAAUAAGACUAGAAUUUUGU